This is a messenger RNA of Lactuca virosa, 294 nucleotides long. The record is from the annotation of a GenBank genome assembly. Lineage: Eukaryota; Viridiplantae; Streptophyta; Magnoliopsida; Asterales; Asteraceae.
AUGAAUUUUUGUUCCACCGGUACGAUUGGCCCCAAUGAUCCUGAUACAGAUGAUGAUUUCAAACCCACAAAUAAGCUUGACAAUUCUCAACGUACCCUAAAAGAUAUUGUUAAGCUGGAUGCGAAGGACAACUAUGUUAUGAUUUACAGGAAUCCAAAACAACACUAUUAUGCAUUCAGCUCAUUAGCAGUUGGAGUGUUGAGUGAAUAUCCUUAUGGAUACCAAAGCACAAUUAUUAUAUAUCAUCUACAAGUAUAUCAAUGUAAUUAUGAGGACAAGGAGUGGAAUCUGUAG